Molecule: messenger RNA, 1525 nt
Organism: Prorocentrum cordatum
Lineage: Eukaryota; Dinophyceae; Prorocentrales; Prorocentraceae
Source: the annotation of a GenBank genome assembly
CGAGCCGUGGAGACCGCCCUGGUGGAGCUCUGGCGCGGCUUCCCCGUGUUCCGCCCGCCGGGGGGUGCCGAGCGCGACGGCGGCAGCGCGGCGUCGGCUCCGCCGGCCCCGCGCUGGCGGCUUCGUGGCAGGUGGUGCAGGCACCAGUGGCCCGACGGCUCCGAGUGCGGGCUCUACGCCUGGGCGGACUCGGAGGAGGUGCUCUGGUCGAGGCGCCUCCGCCGCAUGCUGCGCAGCGCGGCCCCGGCCCUCGACGGCCGCGAGUUUGCGCGCCGCUGGGCGCGGGCGGCCGAGGAGCCCCACCGGCUGGCCACGCAGGCGGCGCACGCGGCCGUGGCGGAGCAGAGCCGCAGGAUCUUCUGCGGCGCCACCCGCUCCGCGGCCGAGGCGGGGGCCAGGCAGUGGCCGAAGCUGCAGGCCAGGGACGAGAAGGUCAUGCGAGACGCCAACCUCGCGACCCUGCGGCCACUGUGGGAGCCGCUGCGGCGCUUGCGGGCGUCCCACGCCAGGACGGUCGCUUGGCAGGAGCGCCGCAGGCUGGGCUCCCUCUCGGCGGCGCCUCCGCCGCAGGUGCUGCUGCCGGAGUCGAGCCCGUUUUCGGUGUUCGCGGCCAGGUUCCUGCACCAGGAGAUCGGCCUGUCCAUCCCGCUGGAGAUGCUCGUGAGUUUCUUCAAGAGUGCCGGCAGCGCCAGCCACGAGGGCGAUGCGCUGCCCGCUGCCGUGAGGCCCGGCCUGCAGCUGCCAGUCAAAGUCUCCGUUUCCAUCGGGGAGCUCACGGUGGAGUGCACUCUCGAGAGCGUCGCCAGUCUAGAGGAGCAGCAGAUAUCCUUCGUGUCCGCGGGCGGCUCCGUGAAGAGGUGCUCCUCGAUGGCAGAGGCCCUCAGGCUGAUUGUGCAGGAGCGCGGGCGGCACGGCCGCGCCAGGGAGAUGUUUCUUCCCAAGGUCGUGUCGGACGCAAUGAGCCAGCAGCACGGUGCUUGGACCCUGUUCCGCUACCAGCACGGGAAGAAGACCAGCCAGCUUCGUAAGCUCGUCAACGAGGAGACACAUUCACUCAAGCGCGGGGUGCCGCUCUUCGUCAAUCCUCCUGGCAUGGAGCCGUGCCCCGUCCUGCCGGCCAUCGAGGACCUCUCAGCGAGCGCGAGGUUGGCCAGGGACCGCGAGGAGUUCCGCAGGGCGCUGUCGGUGGGGCAGUGGGUGAGCUGCAAGCAGGAGGGCAAGGAUGGGGUCCCGGGGCGGCUCCUUAACGCGGUGAUCACCGGCCUGGACGCAGGCGAGAACAGCUCUGGCAGGCCAACCCAUGUCGAUCUGCAGUGGGCCGGCGGCGGUGUGGAGCGGGAAGUGCCGGUGAGCAGGCUGAAGAAGCCUACGGUCUGGGAGCAGGGUGGCUUCUGCGGCUACUUCGACCGGGGCAGGUGGCUCUGCUGCCAGGUGGAGCAAGUGCACAGGCCCUCGGGAGCGGACCCCCUGGACUACGGCCAGCUGCGGUUCGAGAUCACGCUGGAGGAUGGUCGUCGGUUGACGG